AUGGUCUUCAUUGGGAAGCCUCUUGAAAAUCCUCUCAAAGUAAAGACAGUAGUUUACUUGUGUGAUCAUGCUGAAAAACCACAAGUGAAAAAAACUUCUCAGUCUGCUAAGAAAUGCGUCAAAACAAUCAAGUCCAUCAAGAUUGGUUGUUCUGCUAGUAUCUAUAAGCAUAUCAUGACUGAUGGUACUGUUUGUAUCAAAUACAACUGGCAGCACCCAAAUCAUGAUCCGUUUAAGAUUGAAGAGAUCAGUCCAUCAAGAUUGCCAGAUGAAUUAAAACAAUGGGUAGAAGAGCUUGUCAGCCAAAACAUGGAUUGGAAAUCCAUCAAAAACAUGCUUAGAAUGAGUGAUGACAGACUUCUUGAACUUGAACAAGCUGUUCAUAAGAAUGGCCCCUUCCUUAUUUUGUGGGUUUCUGAGUGGCAGAAAGAAUUUCUGGAGAAUUCGGAAGAGUGGUACAUUGACUCAACACACAAAACAAGCAAGUCAUUCAAUACUGUAGCUGGUAAAGGACCUGAAGAUUGCUUUCUGUUUACGAUUGUUGUGCAAAACCCUAUCACCAAUAAGGAAUCGCUUGUCUGCUUCUUUAUAGCUGAUUAUGAAUAUACCUCGACCUUGAGUGAAUAUCCCAUCGAAAUUGGUGCAAUUGAAGAAGUCUUUGGCAAUAGUGUUAAUAUCCUGUUAUGUCAUUGGCAUAUUAAAAGAGCAUGGGAAGUUAAUGUAAAGAAGCAUAUUAAAGUGCAAAACUCAACACAUGCUUCAAACAUAGCUCGUAACAGUAUUCAUGCUGCUGCAACUUUUUACACCAAUAAUUUGAUAGAGUCUUAUUACAAUCAGCUGAAGACUUUCUAUCUUGGACAUGCAAGAUCUCUUCGAGUAGAUAGACUUAUUUAUCUUCUGGCCAAAGUCUUGACUCUUGACUACAGACAAAAGAACAUUAAGAUCUAUACUGCAAUGGAAAUGGUUGAGAAAUUGAGUGAUACUAUAUUCACUUGCAGAUCAUUUACAGUUGAUUUUGUUAUAUACAACAUUGAGCUACAGAAUAAUUUUCUGCAAAACUGCACUUGCCCUGAUACUUCCAAGCUUUGCAAGCAUAUCUUUCUCAUCAAUCAUAUGCUAGACAUUACCUACUCUUUGUGCCAAAGUCUUUCCUCCUCCUCUGCUGUCCAUGUAUCUAAUACUGAUACUAAACCAGUAGUUGACACUUCCCUUCUUUCUGAUGAGAUAAAAGCUGAUAUCAUGAAGUAUUGUCAAUUAUACUCUGUUGAACUUGACAGCAAAAUAGCCGAGUACAAGAGAAUGCCAAAAGACAUGAGCCAGUUCUUAGAUACAUUGAAGUUUGCAUACAACAAGCUGAAAGAAUAUAGCUCCUUCUCUCAAUCCCUACUCCUACAAGAUGCUGUCAAUCCUGUUUUUCUCUCUCCUGAUGUUGGUGCUCAAGGAUGA
Messenger RNA from Phycomyces blakesleeanus NRRL 1555(-), 1446 nucleotides. RefSeq lists its product as hypothetical. Bases 1 to 1446 code for a protein of 481 amino acids. NCBI's taxonomy places the organism in Eukaryota, Fungi, Mucoromycota, Mucoromycetes, Mucorales, Phycomycetaceae. Gene Ontology annotation, molecular function: zinc ion binding. The record is from RefSeq and is a predicted model, not a curated record. The transcript is spliced from 9 exons.